GUCAGUUCGCUACUCUCACUUACAGUCACUUUUUUAGUUGUUUUGAGUUGUUCUCUCGCGUACGUGAUAAGCGCCGUUGCUUCGUGGAAAUAACAAUAUUUGUAUUUCGAUGUGAAAUAUAUAGCAAUGUGUAAUGUACUAUCAGUUCAGAAUACAUCACCAUUGAUACGUUCUCUCUGUAACACGAAUAUUAUUCUUGCGAAUCAGUGAUCAGAUGACUUUACCAUAUGUUUCAAAUCAUUCGACAAUCGACAAAUUCUCUUAUAACUCUUCAAUAAACAUUACUAUCACAUUACGCGUCACGUUUUAAAUGAAAGGAAUAAUUGAGCGGCAUCCAUCACAGAUGUAUAAAAAUGUCAACAGAAGGAAGCGGAGAGACUCCCUCGACGGUGCCAUGUUUACCAGGAGCACCCGAACAAACAUAUCUAUUUCCGAAAGUAAAAGGACACUCGAGGUCCAUAAGCCAUGGUGGCACUCCCAUACUAGCCGGGAAUACGACCACGGCCCGGCCGCCCUUAAAAUCUGCACUGAGAGGUCAUCAGCGAGCUUUGUCUCAUGGUCAAAUUGGCGAAGGUCCACGCGCCGGGUCAGGACCCGGUCACAGUCGCACUGGCAGCCGCACAGACUUCAUCUUGCCACCAGGUCAUCGCGAACCAGUACCUGCAAGUGCCCAACCAAGACUGGGAUCUGUACGCGCUCAUCACUCACGACAAGCAUCCCGCUCUGAUUCCAUAUACACAAUAAGAAGAACUUCCGUUGUUGGCCCAUGGCGGCGUGCAGCCUUUUGGUUGUUGAGAAGACAACAGCCUGUUAUUGAUAAUUGUCAUAUGACUGUAGUACCAAACCAUUUAGUGCCAGAUAAAACACCACCAAAAGACCAUCCUAAUGGACAUAGGUGCAACAAUAAAAUUAGGACUACUAAAUACACCUUACUGUCAUUUUUACCAAAAAAUUUAUUUGAACAGUUUCAUAGGAUCGCAAAUGUGUAUUUUAUUUUUAUUGUGUUGUUGAACUGGGUGCCAGCUAUAAGUGCAUUUGGCAAGGAAGUGGCUAUGCUACCUGUGUUGUUUGUGUUAGGUGUGACGGCUAUUAAAGACUUGUUUGAAGAUCGGAGAAGACACAUGUCAGACAAGAGAAUCAACAAUUCAUUUUGCAGAGUAUACAAGAAAUCAGCCGAAAGAUAUGUUAAGGUGAAAUGGAGGGACGUUCGAGUCGGCGACCUCGUUCACUUGUCUAACAACGAAGCGGUGCCAGCUGAUAUGGUGCUGCUGCACUCCUCCAAUCCAAUGGGGAUCUGCUACCUGGACACGUGUAAUCUGGACGGAGAGACAAACUUGAAACAGAGAAUCGUCGCACCGGGCUUCAGAGAAAAGCGACUUGAUUUUAAUCCAAUGAAAUUCAGAAGUUCAAUAGAAGUCGAAAGGCCUUCAACGAAAAUCUACAGGUUUACUGGUACAAUAUCCCAUCCGAACGGCGAAAGGGUGCCACUGAAUUCGGAAAAUUUACUUUUAAGGGAAUGCACGAUCAAGAACACGGAUUACGUCGAGGGUAUCGUUGUGUACGCGGGACACGAGACCAAAGCCAUGCUGAACAACGGGGGACCGCGAUACAAAUGCUCCGGUCUGGAGAAGAAAAUGAACACAGACGUGAUUUGGUGUGUUUUAGUGCUGCUAUUCCUCUGCUGCGUUGGCGCCGCCUGUUACAAAGUCUGGUUGGACCAAUACUUUCCCAAUUUACUAAGAUACACGCUUUUCAUUCCGCAAGCUGACAAACCACCGGCGUACGAAGGCCUACAGAUAUUCUGGACCUACAUUAUAAUAUUACAAGUCAUGAUACCAAUAUCUCUGUACGUGACUAUUGAGAUGACGAAACUAUUGCAAGUCUAUCAUAUACAUCAAGAUAUAGAAAUGUACGAUCCGGAGACGAACAUCAGAACCGAAUGCCGAGCGCUCAACAUAACGGAGGAACUGGGACAGAUAAGUUACUUGUUCAGCGAUAAGACCGGAACGUUGACCGAGAACAAGAUGGUGUUUAGGAGAUGCACCGUUAACGGUGUCGAUUACGAUCACCCGCCUGGACCCCCCGCGGAACCCUCGACCGAACUCCCGCCCAUUGUAACUCCUCUAACCCAAGUAUCGCCAAACCGAAGACUGCUCCAACAUCUAAACGACACAAACGAUGCUCAACACACGCAAAAGGUUCGCGAGUUCCUCUUGAUCUUGGCCGUCUGCAAUACGGUGGUCGUGAGUCAGCCUCACGUGGACACGAUGCAGCUCAGCAUGUCGAAUUCGGGCGAAGAACUGACGAACAACAGGAAACCAUCGAGAUCGAAUGGUACAUUACGAUCAAACGACAAGUACGCUCGAUUAACGGAAUCGCGAUCGACGACGCCCUCGCCACCGCCCUCGACCGUUUCCCCCCUGAAGAUACGUCUGCCUAAACUGACGUUUGGUAGCAGAGACGACAACACCAGUGAACCGAGUACAUCUACUGAACAACAGAUCGCUCGUUUUGAAGCGGAAAGCCCGGACGAGCUAGCACUCGCUGAGGCGGCUCUCGCGUACGGCUACGAGCUGAGAAGCAGGUCGCCUGACGAGGUCGAGGUCGGGAUCAAGGGGGAGGUGAGCCGCCUGAAGGUGCUUCGGGUGCAGCAGUUCGACUCCAACCGGAAAUGCAUGUCCGUCGCGAUGCGGACGCCUACCGGUCAAGUAGUUUUGUACGUAAAAGGCGCUGAUAGCACAGUGCUGGGCGCCUUGGCACCGAUGCGGGCCGGCUCGGCGGAGGCGGCGGCGUGCGAGCGCACCCGCGCCCUCAUCAGCGAAUACUCGCGCGCCGGCCUCCGCACGCUGGUCAUGGCCAAGCGCACCAUGCAGCCCGCGCUGUGGGAGGAGUGGCUCGCCAGCCAUACCAGAGCCUCGGAGAUCGGAGAAGGCCGCGAUAAGAGGAUACGCGACUCGCUGACUCGGCUCGAGAGUGCCCUGACGCUGGUGGGGGCCACGGGGGUCGAGGACCGGCUGCAGGAGGACGUGCCGCGCACCGUCCGGGCGCUGCUCGACGCCGGGAUCAUCGUGUGGGUGCUGACCGGGGACAAGCCGGAGACCGCCAUCAACAUAGCGUACUCCGCCUCUCUGUUCUCACAGAGCGACCGGCUGUUGCACCUCAUGUCCAGGGAUAAGGAGCACGCGGAGUCCACGAUCAAGAGUUACCUGGAGGGGGGUGUGGGGGGUGCGGGGCGCGCGCUGGUGGUGGACGGGCGCACGCUCACGUACAUCCUGGACCGGCGCUCGGGGCUGGUGGCGCCGUUCCUGUGUCUGGCGCGGCGCUGCUCCGCCGUGCUGUGCUGCCGCGCCACGCCGCUGCAGAAGGCCUGCAUCGUCAAGGCGGUGAAGGAAGAGCUCGGCGUGACGACCCUGGCCAUAGGCGACGGCGCCAACGACGUCUCCAUGAUACAAACGGCUGACGUCGGCGUCGGUCUGUCUGGCCAGGAAGGUAUGCAGGCGGUGAUGGCUUCGGACUUCGCGCUGUCGAGGUUCAAGUUCAUAGAGCGGCUGCUGCUCGUACACGGACACUGGUGCUAUGACCGGCUCGCCAGGAUGAUACUGUAUUUCUUCCUCAAAAAUGCCACGUUCGUGUUCAUGGUGUUCUGGUACCAGCUGUACUGCGGCUUCUCAGCUACGGUGAUGAUCGACCAGCUACACCUCAUGGCCUACAACCUCAUGUUCACCGCGCUACCACCCAUCGUCAUCGGUGCGUACGACCGCGUGGCGCCGGCGUCGCUGCUUGGCGAGGUGGCGGGGCUGUACGGCGCGGCGCGGCGCGGUCUCGCCUACCGCCCGCACUCCUACUGGCUGGUGCUCGCCGAGUCGCUCUACAUCAGCCUCGUGGUGUUCUUCAGCGUCGCGACCGCCUACUGGGACUCCGCCGUCGACAUCUGGUCCUUCGGCCUCUGCUGCAUGACCUGCUGUCUCGUCGUCAUGCUGGUCUACGUCGCCAUCGAGACCAGGAGCUGGACAAUAAUUCAAGUGUUCGCCCUGACCGGUUCCUUGAUGUCGUUCUUCUUGUUAACGAUGGUGUACCAGACGGUGUGCAGGCCGUGCCUCGGGAUGCCCUCCACCUAUGGAGUCAUGAUGAACACAGUCAAAGAUCCGACCUACUGGCUGUUGCUCGUAUUGACCACGGUCGCUGCAUUGGCGCCCAGGUUGUCGUACCACGCCAUCCGCAACUCGGUGCGGCCGGGCACGCUGCGGCGCGCGGUGGCGGCGCGGCGCCGGCCCCGCCUGCCCUACGCCGCGCACUACCGCUCCGCGCACGCGCAGGCGCACGUCUACAGGUCGACGGAUGAAGAUGGACUGCAGAAGAGCAGCGCGGACGUGGCGGCGGUCACGUGACGCAGCCAGCGGUGCGGCCUGCUCGCGGCCUGCGGUCUCUGUGUGCUCGCCCUCCCGCGGCGCCCGGCGUCUUGAACCUUACCCACCACGCCUCCACCAGCCGCUAUUUUUGUUAGUCUAAACAUAAUCCCUAAUACUAAACUGGGACAGCCCUAGCGAUUGCCACCGCGGGUUAGUUAAAUGUGGAUAAGGUGUCAUGAUCGGAUCUUGCUUCUCGACGGGUCUGAGGAAGCCUCCAACAAUCCUCCCAAGGGAUGUGUCACAGUACUGGAAGGAUUUUAGGCUUGUCAUUUACGGGUCUCGUUGCCCUCAAACUAUGAAAGGCGGGGGGGUUCGGUCAAUAUUGGACAGUUUCUCAUGUUGCCUGUUCUCUAGUGCUUACGUGAGGAAAAAACUUUGAAUGUUUGUGGAUCAAGUGAAAAAUGUGUGAUGUAGUGCUUUAUGGGACAAAGUGGGACCAAGGCGUCACGUUCAGUUACCAAUUGUUUUGUACAGUAUAAACAUUAUCUUAUUUACGAUUGUUGCAUCGCUUCAAGCGAAAUGUUUAAUUGUUAUAAAGUGAAAAAAUGGUUUUAUCGACUUACGUACCAUACGUUCGUCUUGUUUGGCUUUUGCAAAACGAAAAGUUUCACUGUAAAAGCCAUGAUUAGUUAUGACGUAUACACGUCAAAGAUAUUUAUUUAUGGUAACAAGAAAUGAGAGUUAAUAAAUCGAUAAAUAUUUUUUGUUUUGACGAGUUUUUAUAUAGUUUGAGCCCACGCCGCAUGUUUAAUAGAAUUCCAAUUUGAGUCUGUUCAAUAAGUCAAUAUAAGGUUUUCAUUACACUUUUUAUUUGUACAUUUCAAAAUGAACAGUAUUUCUUUUGAGAUCUGACAUUUUUAAAGUGUUUAUUUGACUCGUUCUUAUCUUUAUACAUUCUAUUGAAUCGCGAUGCCUCCAAUGAACACUACUCUAACUAAAAAAAUUUAAAUUGUCGUUUUUCACACAAAUCGCUACACUAUUUUAAAAGUAUUACAAAUUCAUUAUUGAUGGGGUUCGAAGCAAGAGUAAAUCAGUUAGUUACACAAGAAAAAACCAUAAAUAUAUCUGCAAUAAUAAUCAACUUUUUUCGUUUAAACGCUCCUCCUGUAAACCUACGAAUUUGGAGUUGGAGUAGUGUUCAUUGGAGGCAUCGGUUUGAUCUAGUCUCCGCAGUACAUAGUACUUAAUGAGUUGUGUAACUUAAUUAAAAAGUCAACCGGUCACGUACAAUAGAUACAUUCCUAACAUUAAUAGUUAUUUAUCGAUAAAAUUAACACAAAUUUGUUUGUUUGACGUAGAGAGGAUCGUACAGAGUAAAUAUUGCCAGAACUAAAUUUAACGUUAACAUCGAUACAUGCACUCAAUAAAAUGUGGAUAUGUCCUAUAUAGAAUCGAAAUAAAUAAAUCACUUUAAUUAUUAAACAUAUUAUGUAGAUUAUUUUUCAAAGGCAAAAUGCAGUCUUGGUAUUUUUAAAAAUUCUCAUUUUACUUCGCCAUAAAAAUAUAGCGCCCAUUAUAGCGAUAAGAGUCUUAAUAAAAAUAAAAUAAAAACUAUCUUGCCUUACUUCGUUUUUGUACGUAUUUAGUUUUCGCAAAUGCCCGUUUAUAUACACGAACACAUCAAGGGGUAUUCAUGAUAAAGUUCUGCCAAUUCAUAUUAAUCAUAAUAAUUAAUAAAUUUCCGUACUUAGUAUUAACCGUGUAUAUGAGAUGUACAUACUGUACAUUUAUGUGCCAGGUUUCGUGGAUUUAUAAGUUUUAGUGUCUUCAACGUAUGCUGUUUCACGAAGGCGAAUUUAAAUUAAAGAUUUAAAAAAACAAUUCUGACGGCGUUCCGUAUCAAAAGCAGUCAUAAACACAUCGGACAUACGAAUAAAAAAAAAUCGGUUGCCUGUAAAGUCGGUUUACGGACGAUAGUUGAACGUGACAACGUCAUAAGAAAAUACGCCUCAGAGCGAGGUAACGCCGCAUGAGUCAUGUUUUUUCGUGCGUGCAGCCGGCUCCAUCGAAUAAAAUUAUAAGACGUUGUCACGUCAAAAAAAAUUUCCGAAACAAUGAACAUAAUAAGAUUUUUUUUUAAAAGUUAAGUUUUGCAGCGUGUCUGCCUUUGGAUAGCUGGCUCAUUCAAUCUUUCGCAUUUAUUGUUAGAGUAAAAGAAACACACUAGCGGCGGUUACUGAUCGAACCAUAUUUUUUUUAAGAUUCGUAUUUCAUUUGCGAGGAUAUGUAACUUCUAGAAUUAUAUUUGUACUACAGAUUUUUAAGCAACGUUCGUAAUAUAAAGUUUAAGCAAUAUUAUAAUGUGCUCUGCGCAAUGUAAUGAACACUUAAAUUUAACAGAUAUACGAGGUCAAUGAUCUCUGCAAUUGAAUGUUUUUUUUUUUGUUUAAAUUGAUUGAGCUUAGCUUAACGAUUACCUCACACCCUUGUUAAACUGAUAUAUGUUUUUCCUAUUUAAAUGUUCAUUUUUGUGUUUAAUAAUCGUGUGAAACGUGUUUCGAUUUGUCAAUAUCCGUAUUUAUCAAUGCGACCGUUAAGUCAUAUUUGAUUCAAAUUUCAAAUUUGUAAAAAAUUGUUUCCACUCCCUGGAUGGGACGUUUAGAAAUGUUUCAGUGACUAUUCCUAUACAUUAUAAAAUUGCUUUUAACAAAAAUAAUCUAUCACCUCUCCUAAUUGUAGUUAGUCAUCUCGAUAUAAAUACAUAUUUUUAUGCAUCAAAACCCCAUAAACCAACGAUAGUUUAAACGUGUGAUAGAUGAUACUAAUAUAUUGUAUUUUUGUAGGUGAUUAGUAUGUGAUGUCGUUUGGCUUCCUUCUCUAAUAUAGUUAUUUAAUCGAUAGUUAAACUGUUGCCUUGCCCGAGACUGCACCCGAUGUUGGGGCAAAACUUACAAACAACGAGAGGUACAUUCGUGAACUAAAAGUAGCAUGUAAGAUGUUUCAAUAUGGCACGCUUCAUAAAAUAAACCGAUGGAGAUUAUCACCACCGCGCAUAUUGCAAUAACCUAUUUUAUUUAUUUAUUUAAAGAACUAUUAUUAAAAUCUCUUGAUCAACAAAUACUUUUAAAAAAGAUAUAUAAACAUUUAUGUAUACCUAAUGUCAAAUAUUACAAAAUAAAACACACGAGUAGGUAUAAUCUGUGACAUGAUGUGAUUAAUUUAUUUGCAUUGGCUUAAAGGACUUUGUUGCCAAAGCCAGUAAAAUUUAUAAAAAAAAAUAUUUGCAUUUAACAAGUCUUUAUGCCUUUCCAGUUGGAAAAAUAAAACUACUAUCUACUACUACUUAAGUUCCUAUACUUGCUUGAGAGAUCACCUUUGGAAUACUUUAAUUAAUAAAUAAUUGAAAAAUACAUAUAAUUAUGUGUGUGUGUGUACUCGUAUAAGAGUAAUAUUUACCGAGCUUGAAUAAUAAAACACAUCACCCUGAUUUGGAACAUCGCUUUUGAUAUAAUUUUUUUAACUUUAAUUUCCACACAUUUUCCUAGUGUUCUCUGAAGUGCCUUGAAUAAUUUUUUCGGAUAGUUUACGCGUACCUCUCGACAAACUUUCUACGUGAGUAUUAUGAUUCCUAAAAGAUUUGACUAUUUUGUACUAUCGUUCUAGUUAUGUAAAUAGAGACAAAUAUAUUUCUAUAUGAAAAAUAUUAUAACGUGUACACUAGAAUAUUUUUUAUAUUAAAAUAAUAACGAAAAAAAAAACGUGUAAAUAACUUUUAUUCUAAGACUGUUGUUUAUUUAAAAUCUUUAAUUUGUUCAGUUGAAACUAUUAAAUAGGAUAUUAUGAUGAAUGUUUGUAUUUUCCAGUCAUUCUUUGAUAGCUGAGGUACCUUGGUAUUUCUUGCCAUAUUAAAAAAAAACCUUGAUACGGUGUGAAUGCUUUGAAUUUUUUUUUCUAUUUUAGUAAAAAUGUUUUAAUAUGAUUAUUCUAAUUAUUUAACUAGUCUACCAACGAAAAAUGAGUGGUAAAUUAAGUUUUUUUUUUAAUUAAUAUGAUAAUUCCUUAUGUUUUAUGCGUUUAAUUUUCUCAUCAGUAUUUUAAUCUCUUUUCAUUUGUUUCAAAAUAUGCAUUUAUUUUUUUGUGAUACGUUCUCUAAUUUACUUUGUCUCAACAGACAAUCAUCUAAUAAUGACUUGAAAAUACAUAAAAAACAUAUUGAAUGUGUUGUUUUUAUAAUAACAAAAUAUUUAAUUUUAUUA
Molecule: messenger RNA, 8605 nt
Organism: Bombyx mori (domestic silkworm)
Lineage: Eukaryota; Metazoa; Arthropoda; Insecta; Lepidoptera; Bombycidae
Product: phospholipid-transporting ATPase VD
Exons: 16
Coding region: 354-4388 (1344 amino acids)
Biological process (GO): phospholipid translocation
Cellular component (GO): plasma membrane
Molecular function (GO): ATP binding; magnesium ion binding; ATP hydrolysis activity
Source: RefSeq, a predicted model, not a curated record